Molecule: messenger RNA, 778 nt
Organism: Chrysoperla carnea
Lineage: Eukaryota; Metazoa; Arthropoda; Insecta; Neuroptera; Chrysopidae
Product: galactoside 2-alpha-L-fucosyltransferase SEC1-like
Exons: 3
Coding region: 20-778 (252 amino acids)
Biological process (GO): carbohydrate metabolic process
Cellular component (GO): membrane
Molecular function (GO): galactoside 2-alpha-L-fucosyltransferase activity
Source: RefSeq, a predicted model, not a curated record
UUCCAAACAUUAGUUAAACAUGAAGUUAAAUAAAAAAAUAAGCUGUACUAUUAAUUUAAAAUUAAUUUUUUGUAUAAUUAUAGUUAUAAUUUUAACAAAAGUACACAGUAGUGGAAAUAUAAAAUUAUGUCAAUAUGAGGAAAAAGUGCAAACAUUAAAAAAAAUAAAUCCACAUCCAUGUCCACGUAAGGGUUUUGUGACGGUUUUUGCUGCAGGACAUUUAGGUAAUCAUAUAAGUCAAUAUGCUGGUGUAUGGUCUGUUGGCCGCCUUACAGGAUUAAUGCCAAUUGUUCCAGCACAAAAUAUUUUACAUGACGCCAAAUUAAAUGUAACUGAAAGUAGCCAAAGUAUUAAUUACGAGAUAACGUAUAUUGGUAUUCAUGUACGACGUACCGAUUACAUUUCACUUUUGAAAAGAUAUGGUGUUAAAGGUUUCGUUAAACCAGAGUAUUUUUUACAAGCAAUGAAGUAUUUUGAAAAUAAAUUUCCCAAUGUGAUUUUUAUUGUUAUAAGUGAUGAUCCAAAAUGGUGUAAGAAAAAUAUAGGAAACCAUCAAAACGUUUAUAUUGCAAGUAAAAUAAACUUAUAUAAUACAACAGAACAAGAUUUUGCCGUAAUGGCGGCAUGUAAUCAUUCAAUUAUUGACUAUGGUACUUUUGGCGCUUGGGGCGCAAUUUUAGCAGGUGGAGAAACAAUUGUUUAUAAGAUUCCAAAUAUGCAACCGGGUCAUACAGGGUCAGAAAUAGCUGAAUUGUUACCCAAUUGGCACUAUUUGUAA